AGGGAGCCUCUGCUGGUGUUUUGGUCCAGUCGACCCCACUCACCAAAAUGACAGCGAGGAAGUCUGGCUCACGACUGGAGACCGAGAUAGAGCGGUGCCGCUCAGAGUGCCAGUGGGACAAGAUACCAGAGCUGGUACGACAGCUCUCGGCCAAACUAAUAUCCAACGAUGACUUGGGUGAGCUGUUGUUGGGGGAAUGCAAGCUCCAGACAUACUUGAAGGAGAAUCCCAUCAAACAAGGUGCCAGUCCCAGGGGCCCACGACCUAAACUGGUGGAGGUCAGGAAGCACCUUACUGCUGCUCUGGACAGAGGAAACCUCAAGCCUGAUUACCUCCAGGAAGCCAGCCUGUUGAUGGCUAAACUCUGCUAUGUGGAAGGAGAAUACAGAGAUGCUUUAGGUCACUACAGCCGGGUGAGCCUGGAUGAUAUGCAGCUGGCGGGAGCUCCUGUGUACAGGCUGUCCAUGAUAGCAGAGGCUUAUGCUACUAAAGGGUUGUGUCUAGAAAAGGUCCCAGCUGCCUCUCCAUCUCUUACCAAUAAGAACACUGGGUCUCCGUUGUCCAAUAGGAGCACAACGGAGCGGGAGCAGGAAAUCAUCACCUGCUAUGAAAAGUCUGGAGACAUUGCUUUGCUCUACCUGCAGGAGGCUGAGAAGGCGUUGUCAGCUGGGAUUCAGAACCGCAGCCCAAAGCCUGGCCCAACAGCCCAGGACCAGGAACUGGGCUACUUCCUGGAGACAGGCCUGCAGAGAGCCCACGUCAUCCACUUCAAGAACGGCAACCUCACACAAGGUGUGGGCAGGUUUCGGGAGAUUCUUCGGGCUGUUGAGACAAGAACCACCCAGAACCUACGCAUGACCAUAGCCAGACAGCUUGCAGAGAUCUUGCUCAGAGGAAUGUGUGAACAGAGCUACUGGUCUCCUCUGGAAGACCCACCCACAGUGUCACCCCUGGACGAUCCUACACGGCAGGGACACACUCACAGCAAGAACUACAGCCUAAGCCGACGCCCACGAGUGUACUCAGGAGAGAACCUGUUUUGCCCUCAGGAAAACACAGAAGAAGCUUUGCUGCUUCUGCUCAUCAGUGAAUCAAUGGCUAACCGUGACGCUGUCCUGAGCAGAAUUCCUGAACACAACAAUGAUCGGAUCAUCAGCCUACAGUCUGCCUCUGUGGUGUACGACCUGCUGACUAUAGCUCUGGGCAGGAGGGGGCAGUAUGAGAUGUUGUCAGAGUGUUUAGAGAGAGCCAUGAAGUUUGCCUUCGAGGAGUUCCAUUUGUGGUACCAGCUCGCCUUGUCACUAAUGGCAGCUGGCAAGUCAGCUCGUGCUGUUAAGGUCCUUAAAGAGUGUAUUCGUCUGAAGCCUGAUGAUCCCACCAUCCCACUGCUGGCUGUCAAACUGUGUAUUGGACCUCUGCACUGGCUGGAUGAAGGGGAGUGCUUUGCAAAAAUGGUGAUUGACAUGGGAGAGAAAGCAGCUGAAUUCAGAGCCAAAGGCUACUUGGCCAUCGGCCUGGUUUACAGCCUCAAAGCCACUGAUGCAUCAUUGCGAAGCACACAGGAGGACUACCAGAGGAAAGCUUUAGGAGCCUUUCAGAGAGCUCAGAGUCUGUCUCCUACUGACCAUCUAGCUGCCUUCUACUUAGCCCUACAGCUCGCUGUGUCCAGACAGAUCCCCGAGGCACUAGGCUAUGUCCGACAGGCGUUGCAGCUUCAAGGAGAUGACGUCCACUCCCUUCAUCUGCUGGCCCUGCUUCUCUCUGCCCAGAAACACUACCACGACGGUCUCAAUAUUAUAGAAAUGGCUCUGUCCGAGUACCCCGAGAACUUCAAUCUGCUGUACACUAAGGUGAAGCUGGAGGCGAUGUGUAGAGGGCCAGAAGAGGCUCUGCUAACCUGUAAACACAUGCUGCAGAUCUGGAAGAGCUUUUACAACUUGACCAAUCCCAGUGAUUCGGGGCGUGGCAGCAGUCUGUUGGAUAGAGCCAUAGCAGACAGACGACAGCUCAACGCCAUGACUCUGCCUGACUUCAGUGAUCCUGAGACUGGCUCAGUUCAUGCUACGUCCAUAGCAGCCAGUCGUGUAGAGCAGGCUCUGUCUGAGGUGGCCUCCUCCCUGCAGAGCAGCGCCCCUAAACAUGGACCCCUGCACCCUUGGAUGACGCUGGCUCAGAUCUGGCUGCAUGCAGCUGAGGUGUACAUCGGCAUGUCAAAGCCAGCUGAGGCCACUGCGUGCACACAGGAAGCCGCCAACCUCUUCCCCACAUCCCAUAACGUGCUGUACAUGAGGGGGCAGAUAGCCGAGCUGAGGGGCAACAUAGAUGAAGCCAAACGCUGGUACGAAGAGGCCCUGUCCAUCAACCCGACCCACGUCAAGACCAUGCAGAGACUGGGUCUGAUUCUGCACCAGCUGCAGCGCUACAGUCUGUCCGAAAAAGUCCUGAGGGAUGCUGUGCAGGUCAACAGCACGGCUCAUGAUGUGUGGAACAGUCUUGGUGAGGUGUUGCAGGCUCAGGGAAACGCUGCCGCUGCCACCGAGUGUUUCCUCACCGCCUUGGAGCUGGAGGCCAGCAGCCCCAUCCUGCCCUUCACCAUCAUACCCAGAGCACUAUGAGACACACACAGACACACAGACACACACAUACACACACACGCCUUCACAGUUAGAGCCUCAGUACUGUAGCACAGUGGCACAAACGAUGGACCUGCAAGCUGCACACUCCCCGUACACACAAAGCAUGCCUGCAUGCCACUAACACCCACCUGCACAAAGUUGUACUGCCAUACCUUCAGACACACACACACACACACACACACACACACACACACACACACACACACUGUAUAUAAAUGCAAAUAAUACAAAUAAAAGCAUACACAAACGCUUCCUUCUUUCCACCCACAAUGCCUUGCUGUGGCUGUGACCCCCUGACUAUGUGUGUGUGUCUGUGUGUGUGUGUAUGUGCGAGCGAGCGAGGGUGUGAGGGCAUGAGCCAGUGUGCCGAUAUAUUUGUCGUGUGUGUCAGUCUGCGCUGUUUGUGUGCCUCUUUGUGUCUGUGCACCCACAUCCGUGUAUGUGUGCCAACAUGUUCCCUGUGUGCGCACACUUGUGUCUGGUUGUGUGUGGUUUCUAGUAUGCUGUGUGCGGCGCUUGUUGUCUCGUCCUGUUCAGAGAUGUAAAUAAGAUUCAGUUUGAGUCACUACUCUGGCGUUGCAUUCAGAAGCCUAAGAUUUUGUUUACACGUUAUUUAGUCCAAAAAUUCACACAUCUAGAAAAUUUGACAAGAAUGGAUUAUUGAUGUUUCCAUUAUAAGCCAAAAAAUCGAAUUUACUCAAAUGCAACACACACACACACACACACACAUACACACACACACAUUCACUUGUUGCUGUUCAUGUGGAGAGGAUCAUUGUUACUGUGCGGCUGCCUCAGGACAGCCACGUCUUAGAGAUCCCACUGGAGCAUCGACAGACAAGAUUAACAGAUCACUGAAAAAUCAAUCAGUCAGUAAAGUCGAUAUGCCAAAACACAGGGUGCAUUCACACACACACAGAAAAUCAUAUUUGCAGUAGCUCUAGUUGAAGGGCUGACUGUCUUUUUAUGGAGUUUUAAACUGAAGCGCUCUUAAUGUUGUGUGUGCAUCCUUUGCACAGCCCUUGUUUUGUUUAAUGUCAUGUUGUCAGAUUUUAUAGGUUCUCCUAAUGGGUGCAGACUUGACUGAUUUUGACCCAUGACAGUCAUUGAAAUGAAAGAUUGGAAAAGCUUUUUAUUAUUAUUAUUAUUAUUUAGCGCAAACAGGUUACAGCAGCUGCUCAUCUCCCAAAACUCAAACAGCAGCUCCUGUACACUCUUUCUGUUUUUCUCAUGAAUGUGAGGAAUCUGUUAUACACAAUUUCUCAAAAGUCUGAUUUUCUGUUGUGUGUAAAUGCAUCCACAGUGAUUGUGAUUGCGUCCUGUCAACACCAGAUGAAUAUAGUUUCUUUCUUUUGUUUUUUCCAAUUGAUUUUUGAUUAUAAAUACAAAGAAUUAUUGUUGUAUAUUUGAUUGUUCCAAGUGUAUUAUUAUUGUUAUUAUUUUAGAGAGUAAAUUAUAAUUCUAUUUUCUGGAGAGUGAUGUUACUGAGAUGCUGUCGGAGGGAAUGAAAGGAUGAACUGAUUCAGUUUGUUGUCAGUCAGUGAGUCCUUUGUGCUGUAAAUGAAUGACUGAAAUUAGAAUGAUAAUAAUGACAAGAUAAUAAAAGUGGCUAAAAAAAAAAAA
Messenger RNA from Stegastes partitus (bicolor damselfish), 4259 nucleotides. It is a transcript of the gene ttc7b, whose product is annotated as tetratricopeptide repeat domain 7B. NCBI's taxonomy places the organism in Eukaryota, Metazoa, Chordata, Actinopteri, Pomacentridae. Gene Ontology annotation, molecular function: protein binding. The record is from RefSeq and is a predicted model, not a curated record. Gene Ontology annotation, cellular component: plasma membrane. Bases 48 to 2615 code for a protein of 855 amino acids. Gene Ontology annotation, biological process: protein localization to plasma membrane; phosphatidylinositol phosphate biosynthetic process. The transcript has 21 exons.